Bradysia coprophila is the source of this 2711-nucleotide messenger RNA. It is a transcript of the gene FucT6, whose product is annotated as alpha-(1,6)-fucosyltransferase 8. Gene Ontology annotation, molecular function: protein binding; glycoprotein 6-alpha-L-fucosyltransferase activity. Gene Ontology annotation, biological process: protein N-linked glycosylation. The record is from RefSeq and is a predicted model, not a curated record. Lineage: Eukaryota; Metazoa; Arthropoda; Insecta; Diptera; Sciaridae. Gene Ontology annotation, cellular component: Golgi cisterna membrane.
GAGAAAAAAAGUUAUAAUCAAUUGCUAGAGUAUGAAUUAGUGGUAUUCUCUCUCCUAGCACGCUACACUCAAAGCUCUCUUCAUUUGAAUAUAGACGGUGGAAAAAAGAACUGAUACACACUCCACUCCAUACCACAUUCAUACGGAUUACGUGUCGGUCAAGAAUGGUGAAUUGUGUGUAUAUAUUGUAUACCUAUCUGUGUAACAUCGGUACAAAACAAUAAUAUUUAAUUAAAUUAAAUAAAAACAUCCGUUGAUCAGUACACGAAUAAAAGCAAUCCAGUUUGUACAACAAUCCAUUAUGCGCGUCCAGCAGUAUGGACGAUGAUUAUUAUAUUGGAUCGGGAAGAUUUGAAAAAUAAGAUUUGAAACAAAAAGUUGAGGUUGUUACACUGGUGGAUGACAAUGUUUCGAUGUUUCAACGUUGGUACAAAUGUGUGUAUGCUGUCACCCCGGAUUGUGUGUUGAUAUUUUUCUUUUGACUAUACGCCUCUUCGGUACCAACAAAUGAUAAAAUUUAAGUUAAAUAUUUCGUAACAAAACAAUAGUGCUCAAAAAAUCGAUCAAAAUCGUAGGAUAAAGUUAGCAUAAGUUUAAGUGCAGCAAGCAGCUCAAAACGGUUGUUUAAACGAUGAGAAUUCGGCUGAAGACAAAUGUGUAAAUUAAAAUAACUAAAAGUCAAUCAAACUUGUCUUAUCGCCGAACUGAAAAGAAAAUGCGGAAAUAAAAUUCUAAGUUCUUGUAAUCCGUUCAGUGUAACAAACGAAAUGAAUCUUAAAAUUUACACAUCUUUAACUAAGUUUAAUUUAAAGUGAUCUAGCCAAUUUUGUUGUUGUUUUCUUAUUAUUUUGUUGUUGUUGUUAAUUCAUUUUCCACAAUGUCGUUCUUCCGGCAAUUUAUGGCUAUGAGUGUUUGGAUACGGGUUCUGAUCAUAUUCGUGUUGUUAUGGGGUUUUUUAGUGUUUGUUUUUGCAUCAAAACUGAAUGCACCGAAUACAUCAGACUCGACAAUGAAGCGACUGAAUCAAGCAAUAGCAUUUAUGGAUCAAUCGAAGAAACGGAAUGCCGAACUGAAAGCUUUAAUUGACGAAUAUUUAAGCGACAAAUCGAAUCGGCCUGAACAAAAAUGGAAACUUAUCGAUGACAUCGAAAGCAAACUUAUACCGUCUGCCGCAUUACGGAAACAAAUCAACGAACCAUCCGUCGAGUACGAGAAACUGCGCCGUCGCGUCCAGACCAACACCCAAGAGAUGUGGAACUAUGUGAACAGCGAAAUGAUCAAAUUGAAAAAGUCAGUUAACCCUGGCGACGCAAAAUUGACGAAGCAAAUUGACACGAUGAUGGACAUGGCAGCUGAGCAGAAGAACUCAUUGCUGCACGAUUUGGGUCAAUUGGCUGAAGUGGAUGGCUAUGAGGCCUGGAGAUACAAGGAAGCAUCAGCUUUGAGUGAUUUGGUGCAGAGACGAUUACAUUAUCUACAAAAUCCAGAAGACUGUGGCAAAGCACAAAAAUUGGUUUGCCGAUUGAAUAAGGGUUGUGGCUAUGGCUGCCAGCUACAUCACGUUGUAUACUGCUUCAUAAUGGCCUACGCAACCGAACGAACUUUGAUUCUAAAGUCAAAAGGUUGGCGAUAUCACAAGGCUGGCUGGGAGGAAGUUUUUAAGCCAAUAUCCGAUACAUGCCUCACAUCUGAGGGCUCAUCACACGCCAGCUGGUCCAGUCACAUACAAAACACUCAAGUGGUUGAUCUGCCAAUUAUCGAUUCUCUGAAUCCUCGACCACCAUACCUUCCACUGGCUAUACCGGAAGAUCUAGCGCCACGAUUAAAGCGUUUGCACGGCGAUCCAAUCACAUGGUGGGUUGGACAAUUCUUAAAGUAUUUGCUCCGACUGCAACCAGAAACGCAGAAUAUGUUGGAUGCUGCCCGACAAAAAUUGGGUUUUAAGAAACCGAUCGUUGGAGUGCACGUUCGUCGAACGGAUAAAGUAGGUACGGAAGCAUCACUACAUAGCAUAGAAGAGUAUAUGACUUGGGUGGAGGAUUACUUCAACAAGCUGGAAUUGUCUCAGUCUGUGGAUAAGAGACGCGUUUUUCUGGCCUCCGACGAUCCGAAAGUCAUUGAGGAGGCGCGCAAGAAAUAUCCAAAGUAUGAUAUUAUCGGUGAUCCUGAUGUGGCACGCAUGGCAGCUGUUUCGACAAGAUACACCGACUCGUCAUUGAAUGGUAUUAUUAUGGACAUUCACCUGCUGUCGAUGUGCGACUAUUUGGUUUGUACAUUCAGUUCGCAGGUUUGUCGCGUCGCUUAUGAAAUCAUGCAAGCAAUGUAUCCGGACGCUUCUGAUCGAUUCAAAUCCCUUGACGAUAUUUAUUACUAUGGUGGCCAAAAUGCUCAUAAUCGAGAAGCCGUUCUGCCGCAUCGGGCCAAAAAUCAUGACGAAAUAUUCCUGAACGUUGGCGAUACAGUGGGCGUAGCGGGUAACCAUUGGGAUGGUUUUUCCAAAGGAAAAAAUGAACGAACAAAUCAGGUCGGCUUAUUUCCGUCGUUUAAGGUGGUCGACAAGGUGGAAACGGCAGAUUUUCCAAAAUAUUCGAAUAUCAAGUAGAGAAAAAAAGUGAUUUUGUGUUUUGACCUUUUUUUAUAAUUUUGAUUGAACAAAAUUAUUAUUGUGAUAUUGAGUGUUUUAGAACUGAGAAUAAAACAUUUUUCGUGUA